CGUGGCCAGUCAGCGGAGCAGCCGAGGAGGAGUUUACAUGUUGGAGAUUAAUUUAAUGUCUCAUCAUAUGGAUCACUGAAUGGGUAAUAAAUGGCCCUUCCUCGCCUAACAGGAGCGCUGCGCUCCUUUUCAAAUGUCACUAAACAAGAUGAUUAUAGUGAAGAAACUGCUGACUUAACGGAUAAAAGAUCCAAGUUGCAAGAACAGCUGUUGAAUUGUGGUCUUACCUGGAAGAAAAUAGUUACAUUUGUUGAUGAAAAUUCACCCAAGGAAAGCCAGCAAUCUCUACAAGGAGAUUUAAAGACAAUACUGCAAGCUGCCAAACAUAUAGUGGGAUCUGAGAAUGGACAAGAAGCCAUUGAAGGUGGUGCUGUUUUCCUUUUUAAAACAUUCCGCAUGAAGGAAUGUGUUGGCCAUGAUGAGACCAAAGCCAUCAAGCAGAUGUUUGGGCCCUUUCCGUCCUCUUCUGCUACCGCAGCCUGCAAUGCCACCUGUCAGAUUGUUUCUCACUUCCCUGAGGAACAGCUCACCGCCCUUCUGCGGAUGUCAGAAGAGCAAAACGGCAGCACAAAGCUGUGUUUCGGCAAAAACGUCACAUUUUCAUUUGACAUGCAUGACUUGGAUCGCUUUGAGGAACUGCCAGUCAAUGGCGACAUGGCUGAGCAGAAAGUGAUAAGCUUGGAUUACAAGAAAUUUCUGAAUAACCAUUUGGAACGUUUCCCCAACUGCUGUGAUGAACGCUCUGCUGCGAAGUCGUUGGAGAAAGUGGACGAUUCUUUUCUGUGGUGUGAAGUCGGGAAGUAUCUGAAUGAGUCGCUGAAGGGAACUUCUGGAGGCCCGACAACGGAGCAUCUUUGCUGCACUUUGUACGAGAUGCUCGCUUCGCAGAAAAGCGGUGAUGAGCUUCAGAAUGAGUUGUUUGAGUUGCUUGGACCUGAGGGAUUUGAACUCAUAGAGAAGCUCCUACAGAACAGAUCUACGAUCGUGGAUAGGUCUUUCUCUGGAUCACAUGAUUAUAACCUACAAACUCUGCAAGAACACUGCAGAAUGCUUGCAGGUGAAAAUGCUAAGCCCAAUUAUGGCUGUCAAGUCACAAUUCAGUCUGAGCAGGAGAAGCAGUUAAUGAAACUAUAUCGCCGUGAAGAAAAACGAAGUGCCAGGCGAGAGAAACGAACUGGGGACGAUGGAGAAGUUUUUGUAGAUGGAGGAACGUGCUUUGAUCCCAAGGAGCUGCGCAUGCAAAGAGAACAAGCACUUUUGAAUGCUCGCACAGUGCCAGUCCUGGGCAGACAGCGAGACACUGAUUUUGAAAGAAUCCAUUACCCACAUGUAUAUGAUGCACAAGCUGAAGCUAGGAAAACCUCAGCAUUUAUUGGGGGAUCAAAGAUGCUUUUGCCAGAAGCUAUUGAGAGAGAAAAUAAUAAAAUGUACGAAGAAGUAAAGAUCCCUCACAGUGAGCCAAUGCCUACUGGUUUUGAGGAAAAAGCAGUCUAUAUUAAAGAUUUAGAUGAGAUUGGGCAUCUUGCUUUUAAAGGCAUGAAGAGAUUAAAUCGAAUCCAGUCUAUCGUUUUUGAGACUGCAUACAACACAAAUGAGAACAUGCUAAUCUGUGCGCCCACUGGGGCAGGAAAAACUAACAUUGCCAUGUUAACUGUUUUGCAUGAGAUCCGUCAGCACGUUCAACAAGGAGUUAUCAAAAAGGAUGAGUUUAAGAUUGUUUAUGUUGCGCCUAUGAAGGCAUUGGCAGCUGAAAUGACAAAUUACUUCAGCAAGCGUCUGGAACCACUAGGCAUUACGGUGAAAGAGCUGACUGGCGAUAUGCAGUUGUCGAAAAGUGAAAUUCUACGAACUCAGAUGCUAGUGACCACUCCGGAAAAAUGGGAUGUAGUGACUAGGAAGAGUGUUGGAGAUGUUGCCCUCUCCCAGCUCGUGAAACUCCUGAUUCUUGAUGAAGUACACCUGCUACAUGAAGAUAGAGGACCUGUGCUAGAAAGUUUAGUAGCGCGCACCUUACGGCAGGUUGAAUCUACGCAAAGUAUGAUUAGGAUCUUGGGCCUUUCAGCCACAUUACCUAAUUACCUUGAUGUUGCAACAUUUCUGCAUGUUAAUCCCUACAUUGGACUAUUUUAUUUUGAUGGCCGUUUUCGGCCUGUUCCACUUGGGCAGACAUUUAUAGGGAUCAAAACAACCAAUAAGGUACAGCAGAUGAAUAAUAUGGAUGAAGUUUGUUAUGAAAAUGUCUUGAAGCAAGUAACAGCUGGACAUCAGGUGAUGGUGUUUGUUCAUGCUCGAAAUGCUACUGUCCGGACUGCUAUGGCUCUUCGUGAAAAAGCUAAAAAUAAUGGACAUAUUUGCUACUUUUUGCCAUCCCAAGGUCCUGAUUAUGGACAAUCAGAAAAACAAGUACAAAGAUCCAGAAACAAACAAUUACGUGAAAUGUUUCCAGAUGGAUUCAGUAUUCAUCAUGCAGGAAUGCUGCGGCAAGACAGAACUUUGGUGGAGAAUUUAUUUUCUCGUGGAUACAUAAAAGUCUUGGUCUGUACAGCUACGUUAGCUUGGGGUGUCAAUCUUCCAGCUCAUGCUGUUAUUAUUAAGGGAACACAGAUCUAUGCUGCAAAAAGAGGCGCCUUUGUUGACCUUGGAAUUUUAGAUGUCAUGCAGAUAUUUGGUCGAGCUGGGCGGCCUCAGUUUGACAAAUUUGGAGAAGGCGUCAUUAUUACAACGCAUGACAAACUCAGCCAUUACCUGACUCUGCUUACUCAGCAGAACCCAAUUGAGAGCCAGUUUCUCGAAAGCCUUGCAGACAACUUGAAUGCAGAGGUUGCGCUUGGAACAGUGACAAAUGUUGAGGAAGCAGUAAAGUGGAUAAGUUACACUUACCUUUAUGUACGGAUGAGAGCAAACCCAUUAGUAUAUGGCAUCAGUCACAAGGCUUAUCAGAUGGAUCCAAGUUUAGAGAAACACAGAGAACAGCUAGUGAUUGAAGUUGGUCGAAAGUUGGACAAAGCUCGGAUGAUUCGUUUUGAAGAGAGAACUGGGUUUUUUUCUUCAACAGAUUUAGGCAGGAUUGCUAGCCACUACUAUAUUAAGUAUAAUACAAUUGAGACUUUCAAUGAACUGUUUGAUGCUCAUAAGACAGAAGGUGACAUUCUUGCUAUAGUGUCUAAAGCAGAGGAAUUUGAACAGAUCAAGGUGAGAGAAGAAGAAAUAGAGGAGCUGGAAGCCUUGCUGGGUGAUUUCUGUGAACUUCCUGCUCCUGGUGGUGUGGAGAACAGUUAUGGGAAAAUAAAUAUCCUUCUACAAACAUAUGUUAGCCGAGGAGAGAUGGAUAGCUUUUCCCUUAUUUCAGAUUCUGCUUAUGUUGCACAGAAUGCGGCACGUAUUGUUCGAGCCCUCUUUGAAGUAGCACUUCGUAAACGCUGGCCUGCAAUGACAUACCGGCUACUAAACCUCAGCAAAGUUAUUGACAAGCGUUUGUGGGGUUGGGUCAGCCCUUUGCGACAAUUCUCGGUCCUUCCACCGCAUGUCCUUACCAAACUGGAACAAAAGAAUCUCACAAUUGACAAGCUGAAGGACAUGAGGAAAGAUGAGAUAGGUCAUAUACUUCAUCAUGUGAACAUUGGAUUAAAGGUCAAACAGUGUGUCCAUCAAAUUCCCUCCAUUACAAUGGAAGCCACCAUCCAGCCAAUUACACGUACUGUGCUGAGAGUUAGGUUGAACAUCACUUCUGAUUUCAAGUGGAGUGACCAGGUGCAUGGAACAGGUGGAGAGCCGUGGUGGAUUUGGGUAGAAGACCCUACCAAUGAUCACAUUUACCAUUCAGAAUAUUUUAUUAUUCAGAAAAAGCAGGUCAUUGCAAAAGAAACCCAACUGUUGGUUUUUACAAUCCCAAUUUUUGAACCAUUGCCGUCCCAGUACUAUAUCCGGGCUGUGUCUGAUAGAUGGUUAGGAGCUGAGGCUGUGUGUAUAAUCAAUUUUCAGCAUUUGAUUCUACCAGAAAGACAUCCACCUCAUACAGAAUUACUGGAUCUCCAGCCUUUACCUAUCACAGCUUUGGGACAUCCGAAGUAUGAAGCCCUAUACAAAUUCACUCAUUUCAACCCAAUUCAGACCCAGAUAUUCCAUACAUUGUAUCAUACUGAUUGUAAUGUUCUUCUUGGAGCUCCCACUGGCUCUGGGAAGACAGUUGCAGCAGAAUUAGCUAUCUUUAGAAUUUUCAACAACUAUCCCACAUCAAAGGCUGUGUAUAUUGCUCCCCUAAAAGCACUGGUGCGGGAGAGAAUUGAAGACUGGAAAAUUCGAAUUGAAGAAAAGCUGGGUAAAAAGGUUGUGGAGUUGACAGGGGAUGUGACUCCUGAUAUGAGGUCAAUUGCCCAAGCUGACCUUAUUGUUACUACGCCGGAGAAGUGGGAUGGGAUCAGCAGAAGCUGGCAAAACCGAAGUUAUGUUCAAAAAGUUUCCAUUCUCAUCAUAGAUGAGAUCCAUCUGCUAGGGGAUGAGAGAGGCCCUGUACUGGAAGUUAUUGUGUCUCGUACUAACUUCAUCUCAUCUCACACAGAAAUGCCUGUCAGAGUGGUUGGUCUGUCGACUGCAUUAGCUAAUGCCAGGGAUCUUGCUGAUUGGCUAAAUAUCAAUCAGAUGGGGCUUUUCAACUUUAGGCCAUCGGUGCGCCCGGUUCCAUUGGAGGUACACAUUCAAGGCUUCCCAGGCCAGCAUUAUUGCCCUCGUAUGGCUAGCAUGAACAAACCAGCUUUUCAGGCCAUUAGGAGCCAUUCUCCAGCCAAGCCAGUUCUCAUCUUCGUAUCAUCCAGACGUCAAACUAGGCUUACUGCUUUAGAACUGAUUGCUUUUUUGGCAACUGAAGAUGAUCCAAAACAGUGGCUGAAUAUGGAUGAAAGAGAGAUGAAUGAUAUCAUAGCAACCAUCAGAGAGUCUAACCUCAAACUGACACUUGCCUUUGGAAUUGGCAUCCACCAUGCUGGCCUGCAUGAACGAGACCGAAAAACCGUGGAAGAGUUAUUUGUGAACUGCAAAAUCCAAGUUCUUAUUGCCACUAGCACUUUAGCAUGGGGUGUCAAUUUUCCAGCGCAUUUAGUAAUUGUUAAAGGGACAGAAUUUUAUGAUGGAAAAACAAGACGUUAUGUUGAUUAUCCAAUUACAGAUGUUCUUCAGAUGAUGGGACGUGCUGGUAGACCUCAGUUUGAUGAUCAAGGCAAAGCAGUGAUUCUAGUUCAUGACAUCAAGAAAGACUUCUACAAAAAAUUCCUUUAUGAACCUUUCCCAGUUGAAUCAAGUUUGCUGGAAGUUCUGUCGGAUCACUUAAAUGCUGAAAUUGCAGCUGGAACUAUAGCUUCAAAGCAAGAUGCAAUGGAUUAUAUCACCUGGACCUACUUCUUCCGUCGCCUUAUCAUGAAUCCUAGUUACUAUAACUUAAACGAUGUGAGCCAUGACAACAUGAACAAGUUCCUUUCAAACCUUGUUGAGAAAUCACUCACUGAUCUGCAAUACUCUUACUGCAUUAAAAUAGGGGAGGAUGACCGCAGCAUUGAACCUCUGACUCAUGGCCGCAUUGCUUCAUAUUACUAUUUGAAGCAUCCAACUGUCAGGAUGUUCAAGGAUCGUUUAAAGCCUGAAUGUACUGUUGAAGAACUACUCUCAAUUCUGACGGACGCUGAAGAAUAUGCAGACCUCCCAGUACGACACAAUGAAGAUCAAAUGAACAGUGAACUGGCCAAACAUGUCCCCGUUGAAGUCAAUUCACAUUCCUUUGACAGUUCACACACAAAAACCCAUCUUCUGAUGCAAGCCCAUUUUGAACAUGCUGUGCUACCAUGCCCAGAUUAUGUCACUGAUACCAAGACGGUAUUGGAUCAGUCCAUCAGAAUAUGUCAGGCAAUGCUGGAUAUUGCAGCAAACCAAGGGUGGCUGGUGACUGCUCUAAAUAUUACCAGCUUGGUACAGAUGCUGAUUCAAGGGCGGUGGAUCCAUGACUCCUCUUUACUUACUCUACCUAAUGUUGAAUACCAACAUCUUCACCUUUUCAGAAAAUGGAACCAAGUGAAAAGGAAGGGCGGUUACCAAGGUCCUGUUGAAUGUCUUCCUGAACUGAUAGCUGCAUGUGAUGGAAAAGAGAACGUUUUUGCUUCCGUUGUAGAACAUGAUUUGCAUAACAAGCAUAUUACACAGGCUUGGCAUUUCUUGUCCCACUUGCCAGUAAUAGAAGUUAAUAUGAUUAUUAAAGGCUGUUGGGAUGAUGCUGUUCAAGAACAGAAAGAACUACCUAUCACACUGUUGCCAAUGAAUGUGCGGGAUGACAAAAACUGGAUGAAGUUGCAUGCAGAUCAAGAAUAUGUCCUGCAGAUUAAUUUGCGGAGAUUGCAUAUUGGUUAUACCAAGGGCAAGCAAGACAGCAAAGCAGUUGCACCUAGAUUCCCUAAGACCAAGGAUGAAGGGUGGUUCUUGAUCCUUGGAGAAGUAGACAAAAAAGAGCUUAUUGCUCUGAAAAGAGUGGGAUAUGUCAAACAUCAGAGUAUAGUCUCAGUUGCUUUUUACACUCCAGAAACUCCUGGAAAGUAUAUCUACACCUUGUAUCUUAUGAGUGACAGUUAUCUCGGAAUGGACCAACAGUAUGACAUUUAUCUGAACAUUCUCCCUGCUAGCACCUCGGUGCAGGUCAACACACAGAUCUCUGAUGCCUUAAAUGACCUGGGUCUGAAAUAACGUGGCCUGUGUACUCUCUUGUGCUGGCAUGUUCGUUCUGGGAAAGUGAAACUCUGUUUGCCUUAGCGCAAUCAGCAUCCAACUUCGACACCCAGGAAAUUGAAAAUGAAUGCUGCAUUGAUUCUGAUAACACAAGAGUUAACCACAGUGGCCUUUCACCUGAUAAAAGGGUUGCAUUUUUGAAAAAAAUAGAACAAAUCAUUUUGUAGUUUUCUUGUAAAGCGACUCUGUUUUCCUAUUAAAAUAUAUGCCACAGUUUGGUUUGGGCAGAUCAAUAUACGAAAGGACUAGCAAUUUUAAUUUGCAAAAACUAAGUUUUCCAUUAACAUCCAUGAAAACAUUGUUGUAGCCACUUUCUGUGAUCCAAAGACAAAAUUUACAUAGGAGAAAGAGAACUGCACGCACAGCCGGAGAUUUCGCUGCAGUAGCUACCCACUCUUAAAGAGGUAAGCUGUGGUCAGAAAGAAACUUCAGUUGCGUGAAUAUACACAAAUGAUACCUUUCAAUCACAGCAAUUCUGCAUACAUGGUCUUUUCCCCCUUUAAUUUAUGAGACAUAGGGGGAAAAUAGUUCCUGACAUACAUUGCAAGAUUUUGUAUUGAUGACAAAUGCCUGUUACAAACCUGCCUGUCAUCUCAGAAUUUUCUAUGUAAAAUGUAUAGUGCAUAGUAAUAAAGUUCAGCACUUAAAGCGCA
Molecule: messenger RNA, 7415 nt
Organism: Elgaria multicarinata webbii
Lineage: Eukaryota; Metazoa; Chordata; Lepidosauria; Squamata; Anguidae
Gene: ASCC3
Product: activating signal cointegrator 1 complex subunit 3
Exons: 42
Coding region: 91-6720 (2209 amino acids)
Molecular function (GO): ATP binding; nucleic acid binding; ATP hydrolysis activity
Source: RefSeq, a predicted model, not a curated record